Molecule: messenger RNA, 2870 nt
Organism: Pelobates fuscus (common spadefoot toad)
Lineage: Eukaryota; Metazoa; Chordata; Amphibia; Anura; Pelobatidae
Gene: C1R
Product: complement C1r
Exons: 10
Coding region: 19-2169 (716 amino acids)
Biological process (GO): complement activation; zymogen activation
Cellular component (GO): blood microparticle; extracellular region
Molecular function (GO): serine-type endopeptidase activity; calcium ion binding
Source: RefSeq, a predicted model, not a curated record
GCUUCUAAAAUAUAAAUAAUGAUGGCUCUACUUUCCUGCAGGUAUCGCUGGGUUUUCUUGCUUUUUGGAUUUGCAACCUGCUCCACAAACAGGAAACCGCUAUACGGGAUCAUCACAUCCCCCAAUUACCCCAAGCCGUACCCCAAUAACAACAAAACUACCUGGGACAUUGCAGUUCCUGAUGGAUAUAAGAUCUCACUAAACUUUUUGACAUUUGUCAUCGAACCUUCAGAGAAUUGUCACUAUGAUUAUGUUAAGGUGUUUGAUGAUAAGAGAGAGUUGGGGACCUUCUGUGGUCGUCCGCAGUUCAGAUCUCAUCCAGGUCAACAUCACUUUUUGUCUCAACGGAACCAAAUGAGAAUUGAGUUUAAGUCCGAUUUUUCCAAUGAUGAGAAUGAUUCUGAUGACCCAUACUCAGGCUUUCAGGCAUACUAUCGUGCAAUAGACAGAAACGAGUGCUCACAGUCAGACGAUAACAGUGUAACAUGGACCUCUCCGUGUGAGCAUCACUGUCAUAACUUCAUGGGAGGUUAUUUCUGUUCCUGCAUGAGAGGAUACAAACUGCAAAGUGAUCAAAAGAGCUGCAAAGUUGAGUGUAGUAAUGAGCUGUACACAGAGGAAAGUGGAUUUAUCUCUAGCCCAGGAUAUCCCAAGCCAUACCCUGGUGAUCUACACUGUAACUACAGCAUUCGCCUGGAGAAAGGUCUUGUCAUCUCCCUCAAGUUCGAUGACAUUUUUGAGAUUGAUUACCACCCUCGGGUCCACUGUCCAUAUGACACUCUAAAGAUCCUUGCAGAUGAGAAGCUCGUGGACAAUUACUGUGGUCGUCGCUCCCCUGGGACAGUAAAGACAGGCAGCAACAGUAUCAAUAUCGUGUUUGAAACUGAUGAUUCUGGAGACAGCAAAGGAUGGAAACUGUGGUAUUCUGCAGAGCCCAUCCAGUGUCCAAAUCCCGUUCCCCUGGACAGCUUCACCAUCAUCACACCAAAACAGAAUGAAUACCGAAUGAGAGAUUACAUUGUGGUGUCGUGUCAGACUGGAUAUAAACUCAUGGAGAGUCAUGUUGAGCACAGGGGAUACACAAUGCUUUGCCAGAGAGACGGUACCUGGCAUCAACCAAUGCCACAAUGCGAAAUUGUGAGCUGUAAGGAGCCUGAAAUUCUGCAAAAUGGACAGCUGGUAUUCCUGACCUCUCCAAACAAAUGGACUUACUUAUCUGUGUUUGAAUACAGUUGUGACGCCCCAUUUUACAGCAUGCUGACCGCCACUGGCAGCGCAAAAUUCACAUGUUCGGCACAACGCAAAUGGACUGAUGAGAACGGGGGAGAUCAGCCACCACGGUGUAUCCCAGUGUGUGGCAAGCAGUGGGUACCUCCUGAUAAGCCCUAUAGUCGAAUCAUUGGUGGGGACUCUGCAAAAAUCGGAAACUUCCCGUGGCAAGUCCUUCUGAAUAGACAUGGACGCAGUGGUGGAGCAGUUAUUGGGGAACACUGGGUGCUAACAGCAGCUCAUGUACUGUGGGAUAAAACAGCAAGUUCUUCUUCAAAUAUUUUAAAUAAAGAACCCUCUAGUAUCAACCUCUUCUUGGGGGGAGUGAGUGUGGAUGAACAAAUUAAGCAAGGGAGCUAUGCAAUCGCCGAUUAUCAUUUUCAUCCUGAUUAUAAUCCUGAAAACUUUGACAAUGAUAUUGCUUUAAUUAGACUGGAAUAUCCUCUAGUUAUGAACCUGAACGUAUCCCCUAUCUGCCUUCCUGAAAAAAAUGAUUUUUCACUAUACGAGGACAAUAGAAAAGGCUAUGCGAGUGGAUAUGGAGAUACUGGAAAAAACAAGAUUGCAGAUACUUUGCAAUAUGUGACUCUGCCCGUAGGCAGACGGACAAGUUGUCAUGACUUUCUUAAGAAAAAGAAAAAAGAGGUGAUGAAAAUAGAUCAAUCCAAGGAAAUCUUGUUUUCCGAAAACAUGUUCUGUGCUGGAUAUCAAGAGAGUGGAAUGGGAGAUUCGUGUCAAGGGGACAGUGGGGGAGCAUAUGUUACGGACAGAAAUGAAACCUGGGUGGCUACAGGAUUAGUGUCAUGGGGAAUCAGCUGUAGCAGAGGCUAUGGGUUUUACACUAAAGUCAUUAAUUAUGUAGACUGGAUCCUUGGAUACACAGGAAGACUAGCAGUCUGAGCAGGGGGCACCAUGUCUCCAUUCCAGAAGGUCAUUAUAUGCAGGAUUGACAUCCCCCAUAUCUGUUUGAUCUUUCGUUAAAGUGGGUUUGUCACCAAAAAUAAACUUUUUGUAAUCUCUUUCUACAUAGCUCCCUGUGUCUCGGUCUCUUUCGUUUUUUUUACUAAGCGCUCUAGUUUUAAAAACAAUGUACAAAGAAACAUAGGGAAUUCUUUUCCUUAUGUAUAGUAGUCACGUUGAUAGGUGGGCCUUAUACUAGGUUCUGUUUCAAUCAAUCAAAUUUACCCACAAUCCAUCAUUAAACUCAAUUCCCCAAAAAUGCAAAUGGCAGACACCAUGGACAGAGGAGAACAAAAUGGCGGAAUCCAAGUAUUGAGAUCCUGCUCAAGGAAGAGUUGAUUAUAAAUAUAAAUUAAGGCAAGUGCAAAAGAGGGGAGUAUAAUCAUUAAGAAUCAAGGAAAACUGAAAAAAAAAAAAAAUGACGACCACUUUAAAUAUAAAGUUAAUUAAUGUGAGGAGUGUUCCAGCGGGAUAAUUUAAUUUAAGAUUGUCAGUGUGUGCAGACAUCGAGGUAUUAUGAGUUAUAAGUAUAUCCCACGUCCGUUAUAUAGUUGCAUGUGAUAAUUACUCCCUUGGAGGACUACUCUGCCCAACUUUUUUCUGUAAAAAGACAACUUGUUAUCUUUCUAACUUUUAUGGAG